CUGAAAUGCUAUGAAGUGAACAAAUCUUCAUUGUUUAUAAACAAAUCCACUCCGAUUACGUAAAUUCGAUAACUAAGUGAUUAAACCAAGGUGUUUCACAUAUAUAAGAGAAUCCCACUUAGCAACACCAGCACUUGUUACUAUGGCACCAAGAGAAAGAGUUCUGGGUCUUCUUAGCAAUAUAGCUAAAUCAUCAUGCAGAUGCCCUGCCCAUUCAAGUGCCUUAUAUAUGAGAGGCAGCUCUGCUGCAGUGCCAAAACCUGUCGAUGGAAAAGAAUAUGCCUUUGAAAUGACAUGUUCAAGUGUUCGAUAUGGACCUGGAGUAACUCAAGAAUUAGGAAUGGAUUUGCAAAACAUGAAGGCUAAGAAUGUUCUAUUAAUGACGGAUCAAAAUAUAAGUAAGCUUCCUCCAGUAACAAAAGCUCUAGAUUCUCUUCACAAAUUCGGCAUCAAUUAUGAUGUUUUUGAUAAAGUUCGAAUAGAGCCAAAUAAUAUUAGCUUUGAAGAAGCUAUUUCUUUUGUAAAGAAGAAGAACUAUGAUGCUUUUGUUGCUGUUGGAGGAGGUUCAGUGAUUGAUACUUGCAAAGCAGCCAAUCUGUAUGCAUCAGAUCCUGAAGCAGAAUUCUUAGAUUAUGUUAAUGCCCCCAUUGGGAAAGGAAAGCCAGUCACUUGUGACGUGAAGCCUCUGAUUGCUGUGCCAACUACUGCUGGUACUGGUAGUGAAACCACAGGAGUCGCUAUUUUUGAUCAUAUUCCUUUGAAAACCAAAACAGGCAUUGCCCACAGAGCUCUGAGACCUACUUUAGGUAUAAUAGAUCCAUUGCAUACUCUACAUAUGCCUGGGAGAGUAGCAGCAUAUUCUGGUUUUGAUGUGUUAUGUCAUGCUCUGGAAUCCUAUACGGCAAUUCCAUUUAAUGAAAGAACCCCAAGGCCUGCCAAUCCUGUUCUUCGUCCAGCUUAUCAAGGAAGCAACCCCAUCAGUGAUAUUUGGUCCAUGAAGGCUCUCAGAACAAUCCAGAAGUAUUUCAGAAGAGCUGUGAAGAAUUGCGAUGACUAUGAAGCACGAUCCGAAAUGCAUCUGGCCAGUACUUUUGCCGGCAUCGGUUUUGGAAAUGCAGGGGUCCAUUUGUGCCAUGGCAUGUCCUAUCCUAUUUCUGGAUUGGUGAAAAAGUACAAAGCAUCGGAAUACAAAUGUGAUUAUCCUAUAAUACCGCAUGGCUUGUCUGUGGUGAUUACUGCCCCAGCUGUGUUUAAUUUCACUGCCCCUGCGUGUCCUGAACGUCAUCUGGCAGCUGCAGAAGCUUUAGGAAUGGAUGUUACAAAUGCGAAGCGAGAAGAUGCUGGUCGGAUAUUGGCCGAAACUGUGAAGAAUUACAUGUAUGAUUUGGGUAUAGAGAAUGGCCUGGACGGACUGGGAUUUACCUCGGAUGAUAUCCCAGCACUUGUGGAGGGAACACUGCCUCAGCACCGUGUCACAAAACUGGCUCCACGAGAACAAUCCAAGGAGGAACUUGCUCAUUUGUUUGAAUACUCAAUGACAGUUUACUGAAGCAAAGAAUUUUCACACAAUUUUUAAAAUGAAAUGAAAAUCUUUAUUAUGAAAUAAAAAGUAUUUUUACACACGUUAAA
Molecule: messenger RNA, 1629 nt
Organism: Argiope bruennichi
Lineage: Eukaryota; Metazoa; Arthropoda; Arachnida; Araneae; Araneidae
Gene: T3dh
Product: hydroxyacid-oxoacid transhydrogenase, mitochondrial-like
Exons: 14
Coding region: 143-1549 (468 amino acids)
Cellular component (GO): mitochondrion
Molecular function (GO): alcohol dehydrogenase (NAD+) activity; metal ion binding
Source: RefSeq, a predicted model, not a curated record